Papaver somniferum (opium poppy) is the source of this 1056-nucleotide messenger RNA. RefSeq names its product protein trichome birefringence-like 2. The transcript has 3 exons. The record is from RefSeq and is a predicted model, not a curated record. Bases 1 to 1056 code for a protein of 351 amino acids. Gene Ontology annotation, cellular component: Golgi apparatus. Gene Ontology annotation, molecular function: O-acetyltransferase activity. NCBI's taxonomy places the organism in Eukaryota, Viridiplantae, Streptophyta, Magnoliopsida, Ranunculales, Papaveraceae.
AUGAAGCUUAAUGUUUGGGAAACGUUACGGAUAUCGUACAAUCAUGGUUCAAAGAGAAAUGGAUUAUUAACAUCAAUAUUACAUGGUUUUGGUUUCGUCCUUGGAGGUUCGGUACUUGUUUUUGCAGUUAUUAGUUUCAUGUUCCCAUCUAAUUUUGCUACACUUGUAACUAAUCCCAUUAUUCUUAAAACUAAUAAUCUCGAAAGAUUUUCAUCUCCCCAUUCGCAAAAGUCCUCGAGUAAUGUUACGACUUCAAGUGUUGUACCCAUUGAUCUUCCUGGGAAAUUGGUGGUUACAGAAGAUAAUUUAGUUCCAACCUUAAGUACUAAUUUUUCUAGUGAUAGCAAUAGCAGUAGUACUAAAGCUUAUGAUCAGAAACAAAGAAAUGAGGGUAAUGUGGAUUCUUCUGGUGCUGGUGAUUGUAAUAUUUUUGAGGGUGAUUGGGUAAUGGCUAAUGAUUCAAAACUGUAUUAUCCUCCUGGUUCUUGUCCUUACCUAAAAAGUCAACGAUCUUUCGAUUGUCACAGUAACGGGAGACUGGAUGACGAAUACCUAAAAUGGCAGUGGCAGUGGCAAUCUCAUCCAACAAAUGCAGGGUGCAUUGAAAAUAUACCCAGCUUCCUUAAUGCAACCGAUUUCUUAGAGAGAUUGAGAGGAAAGAAAUUGGUGUUUGCAGGAGACUCCUUGAAUAGGAAUAUGUACACAUCUAUGGUGUACAUAUUUUGGAGUGUGAUUCCUGAUAAGAGCAGAAUUGAGAGAAGUGGAGGAGAUUUCACUACAGUAUACAAGGACUACAAUUGCACAGUAGCAUUUGUGCACACCGCAUUUCUGGUAAACCAUCUCGGGGUACAUACACCAGAAAAGGAGACCCUAAGAUUGGACCUGAUUGACGAGGCAUCAUCAUCCAGAUAUCAUGACGCUGAUAUUAUAGUUUUUGAUUCAUGGCAUUGGUGGGGUGAUGAUAAAACUCACUACGGGUACGUUACAUUAACACACCAAGGAUUUACAUCAAACUGCUUGAAUUUGUUGCCGGCCAUGAAUAUAUGCCUCACAUGA